Molecule: messenger RNA, 1473 nt
Organism: Colletotrichum tamarilloi
Lineage: Eukaryota; Fungi; Ascomycota; Sordariomycetes; Glomerellales; Glomerellaceae
Product: flavonol synthase
Exons: 6
Coding region: 1-1473 (490 amino acids)
Molecular function (GO): 2-oxoglutarate-dependent dioxygenase activity
Source: RefSeq, a predicted model, not a curated record
AUGACAAUCACGACCUCAAAGACAGCUCCAGUCCAUGUACCUUACAUUCAAGCUACCGAGACAAGCGAGCAGCUAGAUUGGGCAGAUCUUGUGGCCUUGGACCUAUCCAAAUUUGAUAAGCCCGGGGGUAAAGAGGAGCUUGCAGAAGAAUUCACGAGAGCGAUUGAACAAAUAGCCAUCAAUCAGCAGUAUGCUCUGGCCUCGUCCGUUCUCAGUCUGUCGGAUGAAGACAAGGCACCAUACAGAGCAGCACUUGAGGCCGGCGAUUUCAAUGGUUGGAAGCCUCCAGGCACCAGAGAGCUGAUCCCAGGCGUCCGGGACAACUUCGAGAUUUACAACAUCCCAAAGUUCAUCUCGGAGCAUGCGUCACGACCGCACCCCGAUGUAGUCACAGAGAACUUCGCGUCAAUCGAGCAGUUCUCCCGAUACGUCAACGACGAGAUUAUCCGGAAGCUUCUCGUCAUAUUUGCGCUGGCACUUGGUCUUGAGGACGAGGAGUGGUUCGUCAAGAAGCAUCGUUACGAGAAGUCUAGCGGCGACCAUCUCCGAUACAUGAAGUAUUACGCGAGAACCGAGGAGGAGAAUCGAAAGCUGGGUGGUGUUUGGCUGAAGGGACACUCAGAUAUGGGCAGUCUGACAUUGCUCUUUCGGCAACCUGUCGCUGCGCUCCAGGUCCUCACGAACAACGGGACCUGGAAGUGGGUGCGGCCGCAGACGGACGCGCUGACAGUGAACAUUGCUGAUGCGCUGCAAUUCCUCACAAACGGGUACCUCAAGUCAAGCAUCCACAGAGUCGUAGCGCCUCCUAAAGACCAAGCACAUAUCGAUCGUCUGGGGGUUAUUUACAUGGUUCGCAUAGAAGAUGAUACGGACCUGGUCCCGAUUAAGGAGUCUCCCGUUCUACAGAAGCUUGGCCUCUCUGAGGGCGCGAUACUUGGAAGUGACGGGAAGCCUGUGAAGGCAGGAGAGUGGGUGAGGGAGAGGAUAAUCAAGAACAUCGGUGCCACGAGUCAGUCCAAUGGUGACAAUUCGGUCAAUGAUCUAGAAGUCAUCAAGGGUAUCAAGGUGAUGCACCAGUUGGUACAAGGGGACUCUACUCGCGUCAUACAGAUACUCCAGUCUGGAGUCGAAGUUUUCACAACCGGAAAGCACAACAGCAUUUUCCAAACUUCAACCGCGCCGACUAAAAGCUUCACUCUUAAAAUGUCCGGCAUUCCUCUCACCGCUGGCAUUGAAGCAUCCAACAGACGGCCUCCACCCAAAGGCACCGGCCCCGCGUUUGAGCCCGGUCCCGCCGAUUUCAAAGCAGCAAAAAAGGCUGAGCGCAAAGCCGAGAAAGAGCAGCGACGCGAAGUUGAGGGUCCCUCUCGCACAGAGAGCAUUGUCCAGUCAAUCAAAGACAAGUUCUCGUCCGAUUCAAAUACGCCUAAAAACUCAAGGAUAGAGAGGGACCGGGACGGUGUUCCUAUCUAG